CUGCAAUCAUUUUUAUUUUACUACCGCCGCGAAUGAUCGGGCAUGGACGUCUCUACAAAAACUAAUGAAGAUCACUUUCUGCGGCGCGACAAGGGAGCUAGUCCCGAGAUACAGAGGUUGUGUCAGUCUAAAUGCAAACGCUACGCAUGCGACAUCCAGAAGUGUCUAGAGCGUAACAGCUACCAGGAAAAAUCGCUCUUACGCCAGCGAGCCGAUCGGAUGAUGCGCCACCCUCUUCAAACGAUUUCUUUAAUACGCGGACGUUGA
Messenger RNA from Nannochloropsis gaditana CCMP526, 267 nucleotides. RefSeq lists its product as uncharacterized. The transcript is spliced from 4 exons. The record is from RefSeq and is a predicted model, not a curated record. The coding region runs from base 43 to 267 and encodes 74 amino acids.